CUACUAUUUUCACUAAACCUAUCGCACCUUCUGCUACAGCAGUAUUUCAACGUCUACUUGCCUAGGCUGUAGAGGCUACUUCCUCCAUUAAGAAAGAAACCUUGAAAGUCAGUACUAUGCAGACUUCCUGUGGAAUUAUUUUUAUUUUGCUGCUGGCUAUUUUACAAGGGAGCAGAAGCAAUGGUAAUAGCACUACAUACAAUAUCUCAUCCACAACUAAAGCUCCACCUACAAUACAAAGAACUUUAAACAAGCCAAGACCUCCUGGAACUACUGAUAUCACUCUUCCUGUUGUGUACCAUACAACAUCACCUACCACCAAUGAAAAUGCAGUUACAAGAAAUACCAUAACAGAGAACAACACUCAAAGCAACAGCAGAGCUCAGAACACAACUACUGGAAUCAGGCUAUUUUCUACUCUGCAUGCAAUGGAGACAACAAGAAAUAGCACAAGUAUCUCUGUAACAAACUCCAACAGAAUUUUAUCUUCAGCAACAUCUAGAACUGUUAAUAAUACAAUGACUGCAAGCACCAUACGCAUAACUGGCAAUGAAUCGCCGAAAACAACAAACCACUUCAUUACAGUCACUUACAACCUCAGUUCUACUACAGUACUCUCCACCAAACACUCUCUACUGAACCCAACAGAACCAACUCCUACUAAUGGUUCGCCAACUAUAUUAUCUACUUCAAAGAGUGACCAUCCCACAAUAGACUUCAAAACAAUUUCACAUGCUACAAGUGUACAUCAGAAUUUGACCAACAGUUCUACUGUUUCAUCAUAUCCAAAAGAAACUAGUAAAGAGAAACACUACAAUGGAGGAAUAGUAUUUGGUGCCACUGUAGGAACCUUUCUGGGAUUUGCACUAAUUGGUCUAAUUGGAUAUUUUAUGUGUGGGAAGAGAAAGUCUGAACCAUUUUCCCAUCAAAGACUUUAUGAUGAUACAAGGAGUGAUCCAGUUCUCCGAUUAGAUAAUUCACCAGGAUCUUAUGAUCUGAACUUUGGAGAUCUGUCUUACUACAGUCCCUCCACCACAAUGUCAGAAGGACAGGACAGCAGAGGGAGAUUAGAUGACAGCAUUCCAAUGAAUGACAUGGCUUCAUCUCAACCUUCAACGUAA
Molecule: messenger RNA, 1121 nt
Organism: Alligator sinensis (Chinese alligator)
Lineage: Eukaryota; Metazoa; Chordata; Crocodylia; Alligatoridae
Gene: MUC15
Product: mucin 15, cell surface associated
Exons: 4
Coding region: 117-1121 (334 amino acids)
Source: RefSeq, a predicted model, not a curated record